This is a messenger RNA of Gilbertella persicaria, 1442 nucleotides long. RefSeq lists its product as uncharacterized. Gene Ontology annotation, biological process: glycolytic process; intracellular glucose homeostasis; glucose 6-phosphate metabolic process. The record is from RefSeq and is a predicted model, not a curated record. The transcript is spliced from 4 exons. Gene Ontology annotation, molecular function: mannokinase activity; glucokinase activity; D-glucose binding. Lineage: Eukaryota; Fungi; Mucoromycota; Mucoromycetes; Mucorales; Choanephoraceae. Gene Ontology annotation, cellular component: cytosol; mitochondrion. Bases 14 to 1417 code for a protein of 467 amino acids.
UUCAGUAUUAUUUAUGACUAUGGCUACCACACAUGACAUCUUGUCCCAAAUAGAAAGCGCAUUUCGAGUGACGAAUGAACAACUUGAUCAUCUUGUUCAAGGAUUCAAUGAGGAAAUGAAAGCAGGGCUAGCCAUUACUAAUCGAGCCACGAAAAGCAGUGAACUCAAGAUGAUUCCUUCCUAUGUCACUGGCUAUCCUACGGGCUAUGAGCAAGGCACUUAUUUAGCACUCGAAUUCAGUGGUGUUGAUAUCUAUGUCUGUCAAGUAAAAUUAAAAGGCGAAGGUGGUAAAUUAGCUAUCAAUCAAUACCAAUACAAGAUUCCGGAUGAUUUGACUGCAGGCAAUGAUAUUGAUAUCCUGAUUGAUUAUGUGGCUGACUGUGUUGCUGAUUUCCAGGAACGCGUCAGUCCAAAGAAACAACAGAUCUAUAGUAUGGCUAUUAGCAUUGGGUUUGCUGUUAUCCAGACAGGUCUUAACAAAGGCAAGAUUAUUGCCCUUGAGCAUGGAUUUGAAUUUCCUAAUGCCAUUGGUCGAGAUGCUGUGGACUUGUUUGACAGUCGAUUUAAGGCCAAGGGCUUGGCAGUCAAGAUUGUUGCUAUUGCUAACGAUGGUGUAUGUACCUUAUUAGCCCAUGCUUAUCAGCACCCUUCUACACGUAUUGGUGUGAUUCACAGUGCAGGCACAAAUUGUGCUUAUUAUGAUAAAAUGGCCAAUAUUGGUCAAUUCAGUCCAUCCGAUCAAAAAGACAUGAUUAUCAAUACAGAGUGGUGUAAUUUUGGUGCUCGCCAUUUGCCUAUUACUGAAUUUGAUCAAUUGCUUGACCAGCAGUCCAACAAUCCCAGUAUACACAACUUUGAGAAGAUGACAACAGGCAUGUAUUUAGGCGAAAUCACUCGUCAAGUCAUUCUAUAUUUGAUGGAACGCAAAGUGCUUUCGUUUGAACCUGAAGAAGACGAAGAAGAAGAAGGUUGUUUGUUGCUGGUGCCUUAUCAGUUUGAUACCAGUUAUAUGUAUGUGUGUGAGGCUGAUCAAGGUGAAUUGGAAGAUACCCGUUUAAUAUUAGAAGAUAUGUGUCGUGUGGGUGAGACUACACUAGAGGAUCGACAGAUAGUGAAAAAGGUGUGUGAAUGGGUGGGACACCGUGCUGCCUUAUUACUGGGUGCUAGUAUCGCCAGUGUAGUCAAAUACAUGGUAGAAUACGGCAUAGGCAUUGACCAAGACAAGGGAUUUGCUAUAGCUAUCAGUGGUGAUGUAUAUAAAGAUUAUCCCUCCUUUCAUCCAAGAGUAUGUGAGGCUAUUAAAGAAAUAGUGCCUGAACAAGUAGCUUCUAAAUUGUCUGUGGGUAUUGUUCAACACUCUAGAAUUGUGGGUGCUGCUAUUGUAGCCAUGAUGGCAGAAAAGAUGGACAAGGCAUAGUUUAUUAAAGAAAUAUACAUAUAUA